Molecule: messenger RNA, 2101 nt
Organism: Chenopodium quinoa (quinoa)
Lineage: Eukaryota; Viridiplantae; Streptophyta; Magnoliopsida; Caryophyllales; Amaranthaceae
Product: WEB family protein At2g38370-like
Exons: 2
Coding region: 256-1908 (550 amino acids)
Source: RefSeq, a predicted model, not a curated record
GCCAACACAAAACAAACAAACAAACCCCACUUUUAUUACUUACUUAAACCCCUCAACCUUCACUCCCAACAACACUCUUCUUCAACUCUCACAUUUUUCCUCUGUUUUCCUUUUUUCUUGAUUUUUUCUACUUCAAUCAGCAUUAAAUUAAGACCCCAGAUAAUAUUUUCAACAAUUAAGGCCAAAAAAUCAAAAGGGUCAAUUUUAUUUUGGGUUUUUCUUUGUGGGUUUUUUUUUUUUAUUGAUUGAUUGAAAAUGGGGGACGAAGAAACCCUAGGAUUUGGGGAUUCAGGAAAAUUGAAGGGUGAAAUUGAUACUUCAGCGCCAUUUGAGUCUGUUAAAGAAGCUGUCACUAAGUUUGGUGGGCUUGGAUUUUGGAAGCCUGUUUCCAAUUUACAUAAAUCCACUCAUUCUUUUCUGCCGGGUGAUGUGGAGGAAAUUGAUGUAGCAAAAGUGGAAGAACAAGCAGCCGAAUUGGAGAAAGAGCUGAUCUUGAAAGAAAAAGAUACAUUUGAGGUUUUAAAAGAACUCGAAGCAACCAAGAGGAUUGUUGAGGAACUCAAGUCGAAGCUACAAAAGGAAGAAUUUGAGGCCCAAGUGAAUGUUAGUGUUGAUGAGAAGCCAUCUGUUGUGAAAGAAGAAAAAGAAGAGGAAGAGAAGGAGAAUAAUCCUAAUCUCUCAGCUCAGAAGCUUCCAGAAGGUUCAAACCUUGUACCAUCAUCAACCCCGGGUUUGAUAUUGAUGGAACUUAAACAGGCUAAGUUGAACCUUACCAAGACAACGAGUGAUCUAGCUGAAAUUCGAGUAUCUGUGGAAUCUUACAACAAGAAGAUAGAGCGAGAAAGGAUGUCCUUGGAGAAAACCCGUGAAAGACUGAGAUCGAACACAUUGAAGGUUUCUUCUCUUGAAGAAGAGAUAAACCACAAAAAAUCUAUAUUGGAAGAUGCCAGGGAAGCUAACAACGGUAGCAAGGACAUUGCAGCGGAGCUUCAACGGUUGAGCGAUGAGGCAGAAGAUUUCAAGAAGAAGGGAGAGACUGCAAAGUCUGAAGUCAUGAAGGUCAUGUCAGAGAUUGAACAAACAAAGGCUAAGGUAAAGACAGCCGAGAUAAGAUUGGUUGCUGCUAGAAAAAUGAAGUUAGCAGCGAAGGCUGCUGAAGCUGUUGCUCUUGCUGAGAUCAAGGCUAUAGAGCAGAGCGAGAAUUCAACUACUGAGGAAAACCUGGAAAAAAUAACCCUUACUCUUGAAGAAUACUCUUCCUUGAAAAGCAAGGCUCAAGAUGCCGAAGAAAGUUGCAAUAUAAAAGCCCUUGAGGCAGCACUUCAAGUUGAUGAGGCAAAUGUAUCGAAAAUGGAUAUUAUGAAGAGGGUAGAAGAAGCCAUGGACGAAGUUGAAACUUCUAAACAGGCAUUGGAAGAUGCUUUGAACCGAGUUGAGGCUGCCAAUAGGGCUAAGCUUGGUGUUGAGGAGGCUCUUCGGAAGUGGAGAUCUGAGCAUGGAGAGCGAAGACGUUCCAUACAAAACUCAACCAAAUUUAAGAAUCCUUGUCCUUCAAACCGAAGGAGAGAUUCUUGGGUGCUUGAUGUGAAUGGUGUUAAUCUAGUAAGUGAUGCGAAAGCCCCAGUCUUAAAGUCAACUUUGUCAAUCGGGCAAAUACUUAGCCAGAAGUUGCUCAUCACCGAAGAAUAUGAAUCAGGGAAAAGUAAUGUUAAACGGAAGGUUUCAUUGGGUCAGAUGCUCGGGAAACAGAAUGCUGUCAUAUCCUCUGCUUGGAAGGUUGAGAGUGACUGUGGGGGUUCUCAAAAACAGCUGCCUGCCAAAAGGAAGAAGCUUGGAUUCGGUCGAUUUUCAAUGCUUUUGCCCAAGCAAAGCAAGAAAAAGAAGAAGCCCACUUCCGCGGCAAGGUAACAAAAAUGCAAUACAAGAAUUGCUCGUUAGUUUAUGGCAUAUCUGUAUGUUUAUGUAUUACCAUUAUGUUUCUUGUACUAUAAUUCUAAUUGUCUAGAUUUACUACCUGUCCUUAUGUCUCUAUUGAGUACUUACCAUGUAUUAGCUCGGGCCAUGCUUCUUUGUAAUAUAAAAGCUAAGCAUUCUUAUGUUA